Gekko japonicus is the source of this 485-nucleotide messenger RNA. It is a transcript of the gene PPIL6, whose product is annotated as peptidylprolyl isomerase like 6. The transcript has 4 exons. The annotation marks the transcript as partial. NCBI's taxonomy places the organism in Eukaryota, Metazoa, Chordata, Lepidosauria, Squamata, Gekkonidae. Gene Ontology annotation, molecular function: peptidyl-prolyl cis-trans isomerase activity. Gene Ontology annotation, biological process: protein peptidyl-prolyl isomerization. The record is from RefSeq and is a predicted model, not a curated record.
ACAAAGGUAGUCUUUCUCUGUUCAUUUUGCAGCUCUAUUCUGAUAUAUGCCCCAAGACAUGCAAGAACUUCCAAUGUUUGUGCACAGGGGAAAAAGGGCUGUCUAAAUCUGGGCUGGCACUCACUUACAAUGGUUCUAUCUUUCAUCGACUUGUCAAAAAUGGAUGGAUACAAGGAGGAGACAUAAAGGAAGGGAAAGGGGAUGGCGGUGAGUCUAUUUAUGGACCUGUCUUUGAAGAUGAAAACUUCGCCGUUCCCCAUGACAAAAGAGGGGUUCUUGGAAUGGUCAACAAAGGACGCCACAGCAAUGGAUCCCAGUUCUACAUCACACUACAGCCAGCCCCCUAUUUGAAUGAAAAAUAUGUUGCUUUUGGGCAAUUGAUUGAGGGUUCAGAGGUUCUGAAGAAACUGGAAGCUACAGAAACAUUCAAUGAGAGGCCAGUUGUAGAAUGUAAAAUUAUUGACUGUGAAAUUUUUGAGCCUUGA